This is a messenger RNA of Didymodactylos carnosus, 935 nucleotides long. The record is from the annotation of a GenBank genome assembly. Lineage: Eukaryota; Metazoa; Rotifera; Eurotatoria; Philodinida; Philodinidae.
AUUCAAAUGAAAAUAUUUACAUUGAAAAACAAUUUAAUAGAAAUUUCAAUGAAAAUGAUUUUAAAAAAAUUUGUAUUGAUUAUCAAAUAAAUCCGAAUCACAUGAAAGAAUAUUUAAGGAAAAUAAAUUUUAUUAAUGAACAAAAAUUGAAAAAAUAUAUUGAAGAUAUUCAAAUGCCAGAUCGUGAACAGUUUUGGCAAUUAAUGAUGAAACAAGGAAUUAUUACAAAUAUUAAAAGUUUUAUUUUGAUUAAUAUACAAGAAACAAAUAAUAGUAAUUCUAAAUUAAAAAAAUUUAUUGAUACAUUAGGAGAAGAAUUAAAACCAAUUCAUGAAAUUAAACCAAAUGAUAAAUCAAUAGUAUUUUUUGGGAAAGUCAAAUUUGAUGCAGAAAAUAUGAAAUAUGUUUACAGAUCUCUCGCUAAAAAUUAUCAAAUUCUAGAAGAAUCCAUAGAGCAAUUCGAAUCGAUUACAUCAGAUGCUUUUCUUGAAAUUGAAGGUUUAGAUAUAAAUGAUUCAAAAGAACUUUAUAAUAAACUUGUUGAACAAAAAAUAAUUGACAAACAAACUGGGACACUUCUUACAACUGAUUUACAGAAAUUAAAUUUUGAUAAAUAUCAAAUUUAUGAUCAACGCAUAAUUACAAUUAUAAAUUGUCGCUGUUUAUAUAAACUUCAAAUUCUAGAAAUAUUACAACAAAUAGAAUUUCAAGAUUUUGAUUCUAUUCAUUUAACAUUACCAUAUAAUUUACAUAAAGAUCUUCUACUUGAUUUUGAAUCAUCAUUAAUAAUCAAACCAGUUUAUUAUAAUUAUAAAAAAAUCAAUGUUUCUUUCUGUGAAAAAUUCUUAACAAGAGAUUAUUCAUAUAAAUUAGAACAAUUAAUAAAAACAACAUGUAAUAAUGAAGAAACUAUUUGUAAAAGUAUUGCAAAAUGA